AUGGCUCAAGGAAAGUUAAAAGUAAAAAGCAAAUUGCCAUCUGGUGCAAAAGUAAAGAAAAACAAAGGGAAAGCUGUAACAAAACGCAGCAAUGCACCUAAACCUAGCAAGACCAAUAAAGCCAUUGAGCGUAAUAAAAUGAAGGCCAAAGUAACGAAGAUGGUGAACGCAGUAGCUGAACAGCAACUCCGUGCCCUGGCUACUGACAAUCCAAAGCUGUCAGCUGCACAACAAAGAGUUGCUGCAGCGCCAACUGCACCAGCGCCUGCCAAA
Messenger RNA from Iphiclides podalirius (scarce swallowtail), 273 nucleotides. NCBI's taxonomy places the organism in Eukaryota, Metazoa, Arthropoda, Insecta, Lepidoptera, Papilionidae. The record is from the annotation of a GenBank genome assembly.